Molecule: messenger RNA, 3242 nt
Organism: Hipposideros armiger (great roundleaf bat)
Lineage: Eukaryota; Metazoa; Chordata; Mammalia; Chiroptera; Hipposideridae
Gene: ARHGAP10
Product: Rho GTPase activating protein 10
Exons: 23
Coding region: 216-2564 (782 amino acids)
Biological process (GO): cytoskeleton organization; negative regulation of apoptotic process; signal transduction
Cellular component (GO): cytosol; cytoplasm
Molecular function (GO): protein binding; GTPase activator activity
Source: RefSeq, a predicted model, not a curated record
GCGGGGCCGUGGGCACCCGGGCUUCGGCGGGGCUGCCGGGAGGAGGACGCCGGCUGCUCGGAGCGGCCCGACUCGGCUCCGAGGGACAUGUCCGCGCCGCGCUCGCCGUGCGCCCGGGGCUGCUAGCUUCUCCUGGACUUCCUGCCUGUGCGGCCCCGCACCUGGCCGCGGCCCCGGAGCCUGGCUCCGACGGGAGCGCGCCGACCGCUGCAGCCAUGGGGUUGCAGCCCCUGGAGUUCAGCGACUGCUACCUCGACAGCCCGUGGUUCAGGGAGAGGAUCCGCGCGCACGAAGCGGAGCUCGAGAGGACCAACAAGUUCAUCAAAGAGCUCAUCAAGGACGGGAAGAACCUCAUCGCGGCGACCAAAAGUCUUUCGGCAGCCCAACGGAAGUUUGCUCAUUCACUCAGAGACUUCAAAUUUGAGUUUAUUGGCGAUGCGGAGACGGAUGAUGAACGCUGCAUAGAUGCUUCCUUGCGUGAAUUUUCUAAUUUUUUGAAGAAUCUGGAAGAACAGAGAGAAAUUAUGGCAUUAAGUGUUACUGAGACCCUGAUUAAACCCUUGGAAAAAUUCAGAAAAGAGCAACUGGGAGCUGUAAAGGAAGAAAAAAAGAAGUUUGACAAAGAGACGGAAAAGAACUAUAGCCUAAUUGAUAAACAUUUGAAUUUAUCAGCAAAAAAGAAAGACUCACAUUUACAGGAGGCAGACAUCCAAGUGGAGCAGAACCGGCAGCACUUUUAUGAACUGUCCCUUGAAUAUGUGUGCAAGCUUCAGGAAAUCCAAGAGAGAAAGAAGUUUGAGUUUGUGGAACCUAUGCUGUCAUUUUUUCAGGGAAUGUUUACUUUCUAUCAUCAAGGCCAUGAACUUGCCAAAGACUUCAAUCAUUACAAAAUGGAACUACAGAUCAACAUUCAGAAUACACGGAAUCGUUUUGAAGGAACACGCUCAGAAGUGGAAGAGCUUAUGAACAAAAUCAGACAGAAUCCCAGGGACCACAAGCGCGCAAGUCAGUUCACAGCAGAAGGCUACCUGUAUGUACAGGAAAAAAGGCCUGCUCCAUUUGGCUCCAGUUGGGUCAAGCACUACUGCAUGUAUCGGAAAGCGGCCAAGAAAUUCAACAUAAUGCCAUUUGAGCACAGAUCUGGGGGGAAACCUGGGGAAGUAGAGGUGUUCUAUUUGAAAGAAUGUGCCAGAAGGCCUACUGACUCCAUUGACAGAAGAUUUUGUUUUGAUGUAGAAGCUGCUGACCGGCCUGGUGUUUCCCUGACCAUGCAGGCGUUUUCAGAAGAGGAAAGGAAGCAGUGGUUGGAAGCCCUGGGUGGAAAAGAAGCUCUGCUCCAUAGUUUUAAUAGAGCCAUCAUCCCAAGACCAGAAGGAAGUGCACAGUUGGAUAAGAUGGGAUUCACAAUUCUCAGAAAAUGCAUCAGUGCAGUUGAAACUCGAGGUAUAAAUGACCAAGGAUUGUACAGAGUUGUGGGGGUGAGUUCAAAGGUCCAGAGACUUCUCAGUAUGUUGAUGGAUGUAAAAACAUGCAAUGAGUUGGACCUGGAGAACUCCGUAGAUUGGGAAGUGAAGACAAUAACAAGUGCCCUAAAACAGUAUUUGAGGAGCCUUCCAGAGCCUCUUAUGACUUACGAGUUACAUGGAGAGUUCAUUGUUCCAGCCAAAAGUGGGAGCCCGGAAUCUCGUGUUAAUGCUAUCCAUUUUUUGGUACACAAACUGCCAGAGAAGAAUAAAGAAAUGUUGGAUAUUUUGGUGAAACACUUAACAAAUGUUUCAAACCACUGCAAGCAGAACCUAAUGACCGUGGCAAAUCUAGGAGUGGUGUUUGGACCAACUCUGAUGAGGCCUCAGGAAGAAACUGUUGCUGCCAUUAUGGAUUUAAAGUUUCAGAACAUUGUUGUGGAAAUCUUAAUUGAAAACCAUGAAAAGAUUUUUCGGACCCGGCCUGAUGACACAUUCCUUGAGUCAGUCUCCCUGUCAGCAUCACCCCCAAAUGCUCCACCGAGGCAGUCAAAGAGACAAGGCCAGAGAACCAAGAGACCCGUGGCUGUGUAUAACCUUUGUCUUGAGCUGGAAGAUGGUGACAGCCCUAACCCCCCUAAGGAGGACACCCCUACCAGCAGUCUAGACUCGCUUUCCUCCCCAUCUCCCACGACCACAACUGUCCACGGGCCUCCUGGAACAGACAAAAACCACCUUCCCGCAGAUGGGGACUGGAUAUCCACGGCCCCAAGCCAGACCCGAUCAUCGAUGGUCCAGUGGCUGAACCCACAGUCUCCGACCACACCCGGCUGCAACCCGGCCGGUACACCUCCUUCACCUAAGUCGUCACGUUGCCCCUUCCCCCUUCCUGCCACUGCAGCAGACAAGCCACCUGAAAGUGUGUCCAGUCGGAAGGCUCGGGCAGUGUAUCCGUGUGAAGCAGAGCACAGCUCGGAAUUAUCUUUCGAAAUCGGAGCAAUUUUUGAAGAUGUGCAAACCUCGAGGGAACCUGGCUGGCUAGAGGGGACUCUGAACGGCAAGAGAGGGCUGAUUCCACAGAAUUACGUCAAGCUGCUGUAGCACCUGUCCUGUGAGGACCCCCACGGGGACCCUGGAACCCAAAGGACUGGCCAGGGGGCAGGGAGCUGCCUUCUUCCUCCUGGGCAGAACCCACAGCCACCUGGACACAUGGGAAUUACAGAUUGCAGAUUGGCACUCCAGGGGUGGGGAUGGGGUACACUGCCGGAGGUGGGGAGCGAAGGGAUAAUGCACAGAACCGUGUAGAUCUGUGGAGCAGGAGAAGAAUGUCAGGACUAAUGGAAUGGACUUUCCACUUGUCAAGCCUUGGGACGUGUGAUUGUUAUCCAGUCUGGAGAGCGACAGGGAGGGCUGCCUUCUUAUUGCCUAGCCUCCUCCACGGGCGACCACACCGCCAGACACCUCCCUGCACACCUGCUGCUGAGCUUUUAAAGGGAACUGUACUUGUAGUGGUGUUGGCAGGGUGGCUCGCGGCUCUGGCUGCCGUGGUGUGAGGGGCGCUGAUGGCCCUCAGUAGCUGGUUUAAACCCAGAGGGCAGAUCAGAGUGCCCCUUCUUUCACGGCUGCCCUGGGCCCCAUGCUCACUUUCCUUUGAGAACACCAGCGUAUUUAUAACAGGCUUCUCGAGAACUAGGUGUUUCUCAUCUGUGUGCUGUUGCCCAGACACCACUCUUUUUCCCCAACGUUUCUGUAAGUGAAAUAAAAUGUAAUUUACUAUUU